Molecule: messenger RNA, 1646 nt
Organism: Melospiza melodia melodia
Lineage: Eukaryota; Metazoa; Chordata; Aves; Passeriformes; Passerellidae
Gene: FUT7
Product: fucosyltransferase 7
Exons: 2
Coding region: 347-1390 (347 amino acids)
Cellular component (GO): membrane
Molecular function (GO): alpha-(1->3)-fucosyltransferase activity
Source: RefSeq, a predicted model, not a curated record
UCAAGGCUGAGGGCACUUACGGGGCACCCAUCUCGUUCUGGGCCAUGUACCCGCUAUGGGGUGCCCAUUUGGCCAGAAGGUACCCACCCAACCAUGGGGCACCCACCCAGUCACAGGGCACCCGCCCCCAGCACAGUGCAGGGGAAGUGCUGGGAGCGGGGUGUGCCAGCUGACACAUGGGGCAGGAAGGACCUGCUGUGGGGCUGGGACAAGGCAAAACUGAAAAAAGAGGAAGCCCUCAAGUGCCCCAGCCCAGCAGCACCCAGGCAGACGAAGCUGGCACCUCGCACACCUCUGCCACAGUGUCAGCUCUGUCAUCCGACGAGGCGAUAGCCAAGCCACCAGCAUGCCCUGGGCAUUGCCGCUGAGAUGGUCACCCUGGGGACGGCCUGGUGUGAAAGCCUUGGUCACUGCUGGGGUGUUUGUAACCACCCUCUGGAACUUGAGGUGCUUCCUCGACCCCUCCAAGGGCUCUGGAAAAGUGUCUAAACACAGGGAGCCAUUGAUGAUCCUAGUGUGGGAAUGGCCCUCCAAGCAGGUCCCCAAUGUCAGCAGAGACGUGUGCCGUGAGCUGUACAGCAUCACAGGCUGCCAGCUCACCACAGAGCGGCAGCUCCUGCACCAGGCCCAUGUGGUGGUGUUCCCCCAUUCCAGGCUCCAGCCUGGCCGGGACAAACUACCCAAGGAGAGGCUGCCAGGGCAGAACUGGGUAUGGGUGUCCCUGGAGUCCCCCUCCAACACUAGAGCUCUAGCAGCAUGGAACAAGACCUUCAACUGGGUGAUGACCUACAGACAGGAUUCAGACAUCUUCAUCCCCUAUGGCAAGCUUGUGCCCAACCGGUCAGCCACUGUGAACAUCCCUGCAAAGACCAACUUGGUGUCCUGGGUUAUCAGCAACUACCACAGGACUCAGAAAAGAGCCGAAGUCUACAAAAACCUCUCCAGGUACCUCGAUGUGAAUAUAUAUGGGAAAGCAAACAACAAGCCCCUCUGCAAGGACUGCCUCUUGUCAACAAUAUCCAAGUCCAAGUUCUACCUGGCCUUUGAGAACUCCAUCCACCGGGACUACAUCACAGAGAAACUCUGGAGGAACUCACUGCUGGCCGGCACCGUGCCUGUGGUGCUGGGGCCAUCCAGGGCCAACUAUGAGCAGUUUGUUCCUGCAGACUCCUUCAUCCAUGUAAAUGACUUUGGCUCCCUGGAGGAGCUGGCCACUUUCCUGAAGACCAUGAACUCCAGCCGCUACCGGCAGUUCUUUGCCUGGCAGAGGAGGUUCAGUGUGAAACUCUACACUGACUGGAGGGAGCGGAUCUGUGCCAUCUGCACAGCCUACCCCCGCCUGCGCCAUGGCCACCUCUAUCCUGACCUGCAGAGCUGGUUCAACUCCUAGUGUGUGCUGGGACCCUUGGGAUGAAUGCAGAUGGGGUGGGAGGUGCGUGAGGCACCCACCUGCACACAGGAUGUGAAGCAACGACAGGAGCCCCCACUCUCCUCCUAACCCAGCUGUUGUCACACUGGGACUUCAAGCAACUUAUUACUUCACUUCUUGUGAAACAGGACUUAUCACCCCAACCUAACACUGAACACAUUGCCAGGGUGCUGGCAGAACCAGAAGGUGCUUUGGAAAUAAAUGGCAUAGUGCUGCU